AUGAAUCUAACUGAGUCAUCUUCUCUACCCGCGUUAAUUCGCUUGAAAAUGCAAUACAUGUAUGAUUGCAAUCAUUGCUACAUCGAUGAUGACAUUCCGAAUUAGGACAAGACUCUCCAUCCAAUUGAAAUCCGAUCGUGCUACUAGCGUGUACGCUUCCUUGGGCUAUCUUCUGGAGCAUAUACAUAGAAACGCGUGGAGCUAUAAUCAUACGGCGGCAGAUACUACACAUUACACACAGCCCGCAUCUACUGGGCUUUUCGAAACCUCGAUCAUUGCGCCGAGAACAACGGACUACCGAUUGAAAGCCUUUCGCUGUUGGCGCGUCUCUUCAACCGGCACUGACCGCCGACCGGCGGCAGGGUCGACACUAGACACGUGUGCCUCGGGUGUGCGUGUGUAUUCGACGUACGUACGUGUGAAUCGAUGAGUGCGCGUGCACGCCAGACGUCG
This is a messenger RNA of Temnothorax curvispinosus, 453 nucleotides long. RefSeq lists its product as uncharacterized. The record is from RefSeq and is a predicted model, not a curated record. Bases 62 to 430 code for a protein of 122 amino acids. The transcript has 3 exons. Lineage: Eukaryota; Metazoa; Arthropoda; Insecta; Hymenoptera; Formicidae.